Molecule: messenger RNA, 1968 nt
Organism: Aaosphaeria arxii CBS 175.79
Lineage: Eukaryota; Fungi; Ascomycota; Dothideomycetes; Pleosporales
Product: A subunit of putative glutamyl-tRNA amidotransferase
Exons: 2
Coding region: 199-1746 (515 amino acids)
Biological process (GO): glutaminyl-tRNAGln biosynthesis via transamidation; mitochondrial translation
Cellular component (GO): mitochondrion; glutamyl-tRNA(Gln) amidotransferase complex
Molecular function (GO): glutaminyl-tRNA synthase (glutamine-hydrolyzing) activity
Source: RefSeq, a predicted model, not a curated record
GGUAAAUUAGUACUUACGUUAAUUGUUCAAGUAUUCGUGCGUCAUAGCUGAAUGUACCAUACUCUCCAUUACGCUCAUAUCACAUGAGUGCGCGAUCGAAAAUUGUCCAAGCUUCAAGAUGCACCUCACAUCCCACAAUCGCACGCUCCUCUAUCCUCCAGGCUCGCCAAUGCUUGCGUGAAAUGCCUCCGACCCUCAAUGUCCCCCCUACAGAUCGCCAAAGAAUGCCUCGCCAACCAGUCUAAGCAUGUCCGCCUGAAUGCCUUCAUCUCUCGCGCAUCGCAGGCCUCCAUUCUCGCCCGCGCGUCUGCCGCUCAAGAUGUCGCUCCGGGCCAUUGGCCCCCUCAUGGCCAGCUCAUAGCCAUUAAAGAUAAUAUUUGCACCACCGAUUUCCCUACAACGGCUGCUUCCGGAACUUUGAAGAACUUUACGAGCCCAUACGAUGCGACGGUAGUGAAGCUCCUCCGCGAUGCGGGAGCGAUCAUUGCGGGGAAGACGAACAUGGACGAAUUUGGGAUGGGUUCACACUCUAUACACUCUCAUUUCGGAGCAGUGAGGCACGAAGAGGAGGAAGGGACAGUGCUUAGUGCCGGUGGAAGCUCCGGUGGCAGCGCUGUGGCUGUUUCAUCUGGUCAAUGUACAGCUGCACUUGGAACCGAUACAGGAGGCUCUGUCCGAUUACCAGCCGCAUACACCAGCAUAGUAGGCUUUAAGCCAUCGUAUGGUUUGCUCUCCCGGUGGGGCGUCAUUGCAUAUGCCAACUCGCUCGACACUGUUGGCAUAAUUGCGGAGGACGUGGAGACGACAAAGCAUCUUUUCAUGACUUUGAACAAGUACGACAGCCAGGACCCUACAUCUCUCCCCCCGUCUACGCGGGCUCGUCUAGGCGCCACGAGCGGCUUCAACUCAGAUCCUCGCCAUUCGCAGCGUCCCCUACGAAUCGGCAUUCCCUUGGAAUACAACAUCUCGGACCUCCACCCCGACGUAAAAGCGACCUGGAAACGAGCCCUUGACCUCCUCGAACUAGAAGGCCACACCCUCCACCCGGUCUCCCUACCCAACACGCGCCACGCCCUCUCAGCCUACUACAUCCUCGCGCCCGCCGAAGCCUCCAGCAACCUCGCCAAAUACGACGGCGUCCGCUACGGCACGCGCGCAGACGGGCCAGACGGCACGCCCACCAGCGUCCUCUUCGCACAAACCCGAGGCGCGAACCUCGGACUAGAAGUCCAGCGCCGCAUCCUCCUCGGCGCCUUCUCCCUCAGCGCCCAGGCCAUCGACAACUACUUCAUCCAAGCGCAGAAGAUCCGCCGCCUCGUCCAGCAGGACUUCGAUCGCGUCUUCGCGACUCCAAAUCCCCUCCUCAGCACGCCGGACACCCACGCCGAAGACGAGGGUGUCGACGUGAUAAUAAGUCCCACGGCGCCGACCCCCUCCCCGCUCCUCUCAACCGUCUCGUCCCAACCCCCGACAUCCGCGUACAAAAACGACGUCUUCACCGUGCCCGCAAGCCUGGCAGGCCUCCCCGCGAUCAACAUCCCCAUCAUGGUUCCCCAGGGCGACAAGCAACGUCCUGCUAGUCCGUCGUACCACUCGAAGUACUCGUGGCGUACGCUCGGCGUCCAGAUCAUUGGACAGUACGGCACCGAUGAUCUUGUGCUGGAAGUCGCGGAGGCGUUGAAGGAGUACGAUGAAGCCGGUUUCAAUGAUGGGGAGAAGGUUAGGGAAGUGGAGGAGGAUGCAUGAAUAACCAAAUAACACGGCGUGGUACAAGUCGAGCGAGAUACACUGGGGAUCUGAUGGGGAUGUUGUAUGAUAGAAGUAUGUGUACAUACAUACGGUGAUACGAUAACGUACGAUAUGAUAUGAUUAGAUUCAAAAUCGACGAAGUUAGAGCUCAUAGUCACCACCAGAAAUCAAGUACUCGUAAUCGUACUUGAGAUCCUUCUUACGACAUGUGUAUCAACG